AUGGUGUUUCCAGGUGAGCUGGAGAUGCUGGUGCGCUAUCACCACCUCUGGGAGCUCAAGGAAGAGCUGCAGACAGCGGAGCUGGAUGAGGAGCUGUUCUCAGAGCUCCUCUGCCAUGGCAUUCGGCGAGAUCCAGAGGGCUCAGCCUGCCGUGUGCUGCUGGAUGGUAAGCGCAAGCUGAGCCUGGACACCCGCAGCGGCAAGCGGCGGCGGACGGCGCUACACACGGCCGCCCUGAAAGGUGCGACUGGCGCUGCGUCUUUGCUGUUGGAGGCGCGUGCCACUGUGGACGUCCUGGAUGGAGACUGCAGGACCCCAUUGAUGCUGGCUGCGCAUUGCGGCAGCGAGAGCUGCAUUUCGCUUUUGCUGACCCGCCAGGCGCAAGUUGACCGCCAGGACGCAGAGGGCCGCACAGCGCUGCAUUGGAGCAGCCAGCAGCUGCCGUGCCUGCACCAGCUUCUGGAGGCCAGAGCGGACGUCUCAGCUCUGGACUUGGACCAGCGAAGCGCCUUGUUCUUCGCGCAAGGCCCAGGCGAGUCUGCGGACUGCGCCAAGGCUUUGGUGGAAGCGCAGGCUGAGGUAAAUGCGGCGGACCGAUGCGGCCAGACCCCACUCUUCAAGGCACUGCAAGCGAGGGACGACGCCAAGGUGGCGCUGUUACUCUUCCACGGUGCUGAGGUGAAUCAGAAGGACGAGUUUCAUCAGACGCCUCUUUUCUUCGCCGCGGCCUCCAACCAGCUACCCCAGUGCCGCCAGCUCUUGGAUGCCAAAGCCUACCUCAGCCACGAUGUUGCUGGCAGGUCCCCAGUCAGCGUGGCGAAGGGCCAGGGCCACACGGAGCUGGAAAAGUUCCUCUGCAUGCAUGGCAGGAAGUCCAGACAACAGAUCGCCGCCAAGGCCUCGGCCAAGGCUCCCGGGCCCGCUGGGAAGAGGCCGAUACGAAGAACUGGCCAACAAACAACAGGGCAGCAAGUCAAGCCAGGCUGCAAGGAGGUUUUGGCAUCAACACUUCGAGGCCAACCUGAGCCGGAAAGGAAGAGGUACGACCUGGUCUUCUGCGAUGAGAAAGGCAUUGAGCUGGACAUGGACUCGACGGAGUACCAGGAGCACCUUGCCGAGCUUCUCAAGAAGGUCGGCUGGGCGGACGCAUGGUCUCACACAAAUGUGGAGUCAACCUUGGGAGGUUGA
Messenger RNA from Effrenium voratum, 1188 nucleotides. The record is from the annotation of a GenBank genome assembly. NCBI's taxonomy places the organism in Eukaryota, Dinophyceae, Suessiales, Symbiodiniaceae.